UGAUUCCAUUUCUAUCCUUCCCGUCUCUCAUUUCCCUGGACCUUUCCUUUCUCUUAUACAACCUUCUCUCCCAAUUCCUUGGUCCCUCGAAGCCCAAUAUCCAGACGACAUUGCUCCCCGGAGUAAUUCUUCCACUCGAUUUCGCGCAGUCGCGGUCGGUCAAUUCGCCAGAUCUGGCUGAGCCUUAGAACAAGUCUGCGCCGAAAAUGGCCGAGUCUUCCGCGGCGGCGGCAGCGCCGACAGCGGCCACAACAGCAACCGAUCCCGCGACCACGAGUGAGACGAAGUCUGAGCCUGAGCCAUCACCGACCACCGAUUCUCCCCCGGAGACGACACCGACUCCGGAGACCACUUCGUCGUCAUCGUCUUCCGAUCCCCCCCCCACUACCUCAUCAGAGAGUUCAACUUCGUCAGAGGAGCCGUCCACGUCGAGUGAGCCUCCAACGACCAGCUCCGAAUCAACUACCAGCUCCGAAUCAACUUCUACCAGUGCCACCGAACCUCACACGACUCCUAUCACCACGACCAUCGAGACCCAGACGCCGACAGACGGCACCACUGCGCCGCAAACCCUUACAAUCACAUCGACCGAUUCACCACUCCCAACGACCACCGGUAACUCCGCGGAUGGCGUCACUGCGACAACAAGCGGGUCGACCGCAACGGCGUCCGCUGCCGAUUCAGGCGCUAGUGGUGGAUCGAAGCUCUCCACAGGUGGCACCAUCGCAGUUGCAGUCGUGGUGCCAGUCUGCUCCGUAGCGAUGAUCAUUCUGGCCGCACUGUAUUUCUACAGGAAAUGGAAAGCCAAGAAGGCGGCCGAAGAGGAGCGAAGGAAAGAGGUGGAGGAGUACGGGUUCAACCCGAAUAACGAUCCGUCUCUGCCUCCUAUCAUGGGCGGUGGUGCUUUCGAAACCAAGGAUGAUAACACGUCCGGUUAUCGAGGGUGGGGAAACACAUCGGCCGGUCGCAAAGCGUCCACCAACUUGUCGAGUGGUCCUGGCGUUGGGCUAGCAAUGUCCGAAGCCGGAAGCGCCCCCGGAUAUCACCACACCGCGACUCCCAGCGAUGGCACAAUUCAAUUCUCGGAUGGGCCCGCAGCGGGGAGUGAAAAUGAGCCAGUUGGCGUCUUGGGGGCUGCCCCGGUAGCGAGCACCAACAAUCGAACCACCGAUAUCCACCGUGGUCCCUCCAAUGCCUCGUCCGCGUAUUCGGCAGGCAACCGCUCCGAGGCCUCGGACGAGAGUCACAUGUCUGCCACCCACCCUACCGGCCAGUAUUAUGAAGACCAUCCUUAUUACAACGACAUGCAAUCGCAGUACGGCGCAUAUGGCGAGGGUUCAUAUCCCGGUAGCCAGCCGGUGAUUCGGGACGUUCAAGCUCGUCGCAACACACGCAUCGAGAACCCGGCUGUAUUUCCUCGACAAGGGAAUGCUGGGAUAGCACAGAACUUUUAGGGACUUGUCUUUCCUGGUGUUUUUGUUUCCGCGAGUGUAUAUAUACAUAUAUAUACACCGAAUUCGAGAAGGGCAUCCGGGCCUCCUAGUUGCUUAUGACGAUUCACAAUACUAUCGCGUUUGGUUUAAACUGGUAAGACCAAUCAGAGGCCAGCAAG
This is a messenger RNA of Aspergillus candidus, 1612 nucleotides long. RefSeq lists its product as uncharacterized. Bases 207 to 1454 code for a protein of 415 amino acids. NCBI's taxonomy places the organism in Eukaryota, Fungi, Ascomycota, Eurotiomycetes, Eurotiales, Aspergillaceae. The record is from RefSeq and is a predicted model, not a curated record. The transcript is spliced from 2 exons.